Molecule: messenger RNA, 2434 nt
Organism: Labrus bergylta (ballan wrasse)
Lineage: Eukaryota; Metazoa; Chordata; Actinopteri; Labriformes; Labridae
Source: RefSeq, a predicted model, not a curated record
AGAGAGAGAGAGAGAGGAGGCAGAGGACGGAGUAUGAAGGAGACGCAGAGUUUCUGUUUAUGAAAACUAUAAAACGGUAGUGAUGGGAAACACAGACAGUCACAGCGGCUUCGUCCCGCCUGCCAAAACCCCCGGCUCGCUCCUCGUCGCCUCAAAGAGGGAGGAGGUGCCGUCGGCUCGUAGCUGGUGGAGGAACAACCAGGGAGGAGGCAGGUCCAGGGGGAGGAGUUAUCAGAACCAGAACACCACCUGGCACUAUGACCACACCCCCAGAGACUUGGCGAGAGGAGGAGCUAAACUGGGAGCUGGAUCUCCUCAGAGGUUCAGGAGUCAGUUUGGAUUCUUGGAGAACGGAAGAGGAAGUAACAGAGUUUGUGGGGAGUGCACGUCCUCACAGAGCGGCGGCAGCGGCAGCCCGAAGGUGCUGCUCAGCAAAGAUGGCAGCAUGAGGGUGGAGUUUACCAAGACCAGGGUCGUCGCCAUGGAGACACAGGGACUCAACGGAUUGGCCGCCACCUCCUUGACUGCGACCCCAGUCGGUGACGCCUCGCUCCGCACCAGCAAGGGCAGUUCACUCAGCUCAGACGGCUCCUGGUACGACUCUCCGUGGGGGAGUGGCGGCGGCGGUGAGCUCGCUGACAACGUAUUCAUGAGUGCGGUGAACAGCAGCGGAUACACGGCCUUCUCUUCCGCACCUGCAGAGGAGAAAGCCACCUCUAACGGCAGGUUUAACACCUUUUUCUCAGCACCCAGAUUUACCUCGAGUCUCCUCUUCCCCGCCGCUGAGACGAGCGAGUUCCCCUCCUCCUCUACGGGAUACAACACCUGCUCCUCCGGACGGACGGAGGACAGCGGCAUCGGGGACUCUGUGAUCCUGCAGCCUGACCUGACGGACUUCAGCGUGGACGACAUUUACUCCAGCCACAACACGCUGCCCACUUUCCCCACCCAACCUGACGUCUCCCUGCAGCAGCAAAGGACCGCCUCCUCCUCAUCGGUGCUGCUAGAUGAUGUCAUCCAGGAGGAGGAGAGGUCAGGAGGAGAAGGCGUGGAGAAGUGUUACUCCUCCAUGACACUUCCCUGUCGUAGGACCGCCCCCCUCAGCACCUCCGCCGCCUCCGUCACCUCCGGGAACGGCCGCAAAGACUUCCUGAAGAGUCGAAUCAGGCAACUCAGCGACUGGACAGGAAGUCUGAGCAGGAAGAAGAGGAGGAUCCAGGAGCCGUACGGCAGUGACAACGGUGAUGUUUUCACAAGCGGGCUGGCCUCUGGGCUGGGAGGUAGCAGCACCCUGUGGUCCUGCAACCCUCUCCACUCUCUGAACCAAAACCAGAACCAGUUCCCACCAGUUCACUCCUCCAGAAGCCAGAUCCAGAGCAGUGACGCCCAGCGGCAGAACGUCUACCAAAACUUCAUGCAGGAGCUGGAGACAGGCUGCAGCAGCGCCGCUGACCGGACCGAGCCGUCAGAGGGGGAGGGGGAGGGGGAGGAGGAAGAGGAAGAAGAGGGGGAGGAGGAGAUGGACGGGGAGGUGGAGGUCGGAGGGGGGGAGCAGCUGGAAGUCCUGUUUGAGAAGGAGCAGGGCGUGGUGAGACGGGCCGGAUGGCUCUCUUUUAAAGCUCUCGUUGCCGUCAACAAGGACAGGAAGCUGGAGCUGGUAGCUCGCCGCAAGUGGAGACACUACUGGGUCACUCUAAAAGGUUGCACUCUUCUGUUUUAUGACACGUACGGGAAAACCCUCAGCGCUGACCGGGAGCUGUCUCCUCGAUACGCUCUGCUGGCCGACGACAGCAUCGUCCAGGCCGCCCCCGAACACCCGAAGAAGGAACAUGUCUUCUGUCUGAGCAACGCACACGGAGACGUCUACCUUUUCCAGGCCACCAACCAGACCGACCUGGAGAACUGGGUGACGGCGAUCCACUCGGCGAGCGCCUCCUUGCUGGCGAAGCGUCAGGGAAAGGAGGACACGCUGCGUCUCCUGCGCUGCCAGAGCCGCUCGCUGCUGCACAAGAUCGACAUGGACGGGAAGAUGAAGAAGAUGGCCGAGCUGCAGCUGUCCGUCAUCAAGGAGCAGAAGAACAGGAAGGCCGUGGAGAGCCAGAUCCAGCAGUGGGAGCAGAACCUUGAGAAGCUGAACCUGGAUCUGUUCCGGUUGAGGUGUUACCUGUCCAGCCUGCAGGGUGGCGAGCUCCCCAACCCCAAGAGCCUCCUCGCCGUGGCCAGCCGGCCCUCCAAGAGCAUGCUGGGACGUCUGGGAGUAUUCUCUGUGUCGUCAUUCCACGCCCUGGUGUGCAGUCGAGAUGAGGAGGUGUUGAGGAGGAGGUGGAGGUCUCUGUCAGGAGGAGGCAGCAGGAGGCGGGGCCUGCCGUCCUCUCUGAAGGUUCUGGAUGGAACGAACAGACGCAGCAGAGACAGCAGACACUCCACGUCCCAG